AUGUCUGUAGGUUCGUCUUCUAAACGCCGUUUUUCUCCUCAUUUAGCUGGCCUUCUGUCUUCCGAAAAAGGGUCCUGUUCUUCUGUUGGUAACGAUACUUUACUUUUGCCUUCUUACGAUGAUAUCGGCGAUUGCACCUUUGUUUGUAGAUUUUGUAGUGCUUUUUUCUGGUUUGAUGAAAGGGUUAUGUAUUUGUCACGUCCAGAUUGCCCUGCCUAUACGCGGUGUUGUAAAUCUGGUUCUGUUGUUUUACCAUAUCCACUUCUACCUCCUAAAUUGUUGCUUGCUCUAUUUGAUUUUCGCCCUUUCAUCAAAAACAUAAGGGCUUAUAAUAGUAUGUUUAGCAUGACGUCUUUUGGAGGUAAGGUGGAUGACACUGUUAAUAGGGCGGAUGGUCCAUAUGUAUUCAAAGUUUCUGGUCAGGUUUGUCAUUGGAUUGGUGCUUUUGAUGUUGUUGAUGAAAAAGGACCAAAGUUUUUGCAAUUGUAUAUUGUUGAUACAGACCAUGAAUUGCAUAAUAGGCUCUCUGCUUUUCCAAAAAAUGAAAAUGGCUGUUUAGAUUCAACAAUAGUUGAGGCUCUUAUGGAUCUUUUUACAGCUCAUAAUGAAUAUGUUAGAACUUUUAAAUGUGCAAAAGAUAUUGCUGCUGAAAGAAACUUACCUGAAUAUGCAGUUCGUCUUUUUAAUGAUGUUCCUAAUCGUCUGUAUGGCCCUCCGGCCCCUGGUAGUUUGGGUUGUAUUGUCGUUGGUGAAGACGUAGUUGGCAGUACAUAUGAUAUAGUUGUGCAUUCAAAAAGUGGUCCUCCGCGUAGGAUUAGUAAACUUCAUCCUAGCUACAUGCCAUUGCAGUAUCCUGUUUUGUUUCCCUAUGGUAAGGAUGGUUGGUCCCCAAGGUUGAAGCUUUUAAAUGAGCAAUAUUUAGUUGACGCAUAUGCAUGUAUUGAACUUUCGCGGCUUGAUUUUUAUGAACAAAAUCAAAAUCACCUAAGAUCAGCAUAUGUUAGUGGUAUUUACGAUGCCAUAUCACGUGGUGAUACUGAUGGUAGAAGUAUUGGUAAGCGUGUUAUUUUACCACCAUCUUUCGUCGGUGGUCCAAGGUACAUGGACAUGCAUCGCCAGUUUGAUGUUCCGAGCAGGGCAGACAUAAUCUCACGUGUUUUCCAUAUGAAAGUUAUUGCCUUUAUUAGUUAUUUGAAAUCUGACAAGACGUUCGGUCCUGUUACAGCACAUCUAUAUACUAUUGAAUUCCAGAAAAGGGGUUUACCGCAUUGUCAUGUGCUCAUAUGGAUAGCAGAUUCCCACAAGAUAAAGGAACCAUCUGCCAUUGAUGCUUACAUUACAGCUGAAUUACCUGACCCUAUUUUGGAGCCAUUAUUAUAUCAGACAGUUACAAGAUGCCUUGUACAUGGACCGUGUGGUUUGCUAAAUACUAAGUCCUCAUGUAUGAAGGAUGGUAAGUGUAAGAAAAGAUUCCCAAAAAAUUUUCGUAACGAUACAGUUUUUGACAAGGAUGGUUAUGCACAUUAUAAAAGGCGAUCUGGUGAGGUCCAUAGGUUAGAAACAGGUGUAGAAAUAGACAACAGGUUCAUUGUUCCGUAUAACAAAAGACUGUGUUGUCGUUUCAAUGCACAUAUAAAUGUCGAGUAUUGUGGGUGGAACAUGAUGAUUAAGUAUCUGUUCAAAUAUGUAUCGAAGGGAAUGGAGCGUGUUAGGUUUGUUAUUCAGAGAGAUGUGCACACUUCUGGAUCUUCUGUUUCAGUAGAACCUCCUGUCAUUGAUGAGAUUAAGAACUAUAUCGAUGGCCGUUUCCUCUGCCCUCAUGAAGCCGCGUGGCGUAUACUUGAUUUUCCGAUUCAUGACCGAGAUCCGUCAAUUGUCAUACUGCCUAUACAUUUGCCAAAUAUGCAAUCUGUGUUGUUUAAAGAAAACAUUAGUAUUAACCAGGUUGUUGACGAUCCCAACUUUGGAAGCAGUUUGUUGUUAGGUUGGUUUGAUAACAAUAAGUGGGAUAGAACUGGUCAUAAUCUUACAUAUAGCUCAUAUCCUACUAAGUACUGGUCUUAUGAAGAAGUUCGUACUGUCUCUGGCACUGUGUACUCUGAUUUUCGAGCUACCUGUGAUUCGUUAGGUCUAAUAGGGGAAGAUCGAGAGUGGAUGGACGCUUUUACUGAGGCUUCUGAAUGGGCUACAUCGUCUCAGCUUCGUUCUUUAUUUUGUUAUCUGCUCCUUUUAUGUGAUGUUAACGAUCCUAUGUGUUUGUGGCAUUUUGGAUGGAAGAAAAUGAGUGAUGAUUUGGUACACAAUAUAAAGAUGUCAAAUCCUGGUGUUGAUGUAAUUAUAGAUGAUUUGCACGUACAGCAGAUGGUUUUAUAUGAACUGGAUCAUGUGCUUAGGUCAUCUACACCUUCAAAAUCUGUUGUUGAUUUUCAUUUGCCCAAACCUACAGAGGAGACUGUUGCUAUGUUAAGAAAUAGACUUUUUUUAGAAGAGACAACGUACGAUAAGGACAUUUUGAAAGCUACUCACCAACAGAUGUUGUCGUCUCUAAAUGAUGAGCAGCUGAACAUCUACAAUGUUGUUCAAUCUGCAGAAGCUAAAAGCCAACAGAUGCUGCUUUUCGUUUAUGGCCAUUUCCUGUGGACAACAAUACUAGCUUAUUUCCGUUCAAGAGGAAAAAUAGCUCUUGCUGUUGCUGCUUCUGGUAUAGCAUCUCUGCUUCUUCCAUCAGGAAGAACUGCUCAUUCCAGGUUCAAAAUCCCAAUUGACUUUACUGAUAAUGUCGCAUGCAAUAUUACAAAAAAGACAAUGCUUGCUGAGUUGUUGAAGGUAACUUCCAUCAUUAUAUGGGAUGAGGCUCCCAUGAGUGACAAACAUUGUUUUGAGUGUUUGGACCAUUCUUUGAGAGAUAUCCUUGAAUGUGAAAGUAAAGUCUUUGGUGGUAUGUCGAUGUUAUUAGGAGGAGACUUUCGUCAGACAUUACCUGUGUCGCCAAAGACCACACCCUCUGAAAUUAUCUCCCUUACGCUGCCAAACUCGUACUUAUGGCCAUAUUUCAGUUUGUAUAAAUUGACAGAUAAUAUGCGGCUUAAAAACCUGUCCACCUCAUCUGAUAGUCAUUUAGGUAUCUCAAAGUUUGCAUCCUGGUUACUUCAAAUUGGGGAUGGACUCAUUGGUGAAAUUGAUGCAUGCGAUAAGACAAAUACCAAAUGGGUUGAGAUUCCUAUGUCACUGAUCAUACCUCCAACAAAAAACGCAUUACACAGCCUUAUAGACUUUGUUUAUGGAGAUGAUAUUCUGAAAAAAUCCUCUGCUUCGACUCUGUCUGCUAGAGCAAUAGUUUGUCCAAAAAAUGAAACAAUCCAAAAAAUAAAUGAUAUAGUUUUGCAGAGAAGUCCUGGUGAUUCAAAGAUGUAUGAAAGUGCUGACAGUAUUGAGUUCAAUGGGAACCAAAGUACAGAGUUUAAUACUUUCUAUCCAUUAGAGUAUUUGAAUGCCUUGACCUUCCCUUCCAUACCUGUGCAUUCACUACAUGUCUCAAAUAACAACAACAAUCUCAGAAUUGCAUUAUGGGUGUCCGGAACAGCGAUACAGGUAGAAUCUUGCGUAUGUGGACACCACAGAUUAGAAAUCAUGAGACAUGGUUCUUGGCUGUUGACAAAAAUGGUGAUGUGUUCAGAUUCUGGACAAAGAAAAGAUCAAAGCUUUCUACAAUCCGUUCUCAUUCCUUCUAGAUGCUACACAAUUGAGAAGUACGGAUGUGGAGUACCGGAUCGUUAUCAAAAGUGGAUCAAUAAUGAAUUCUACAUGGCUGUUGGGACAGUAUCCUCUAUUACACCUCUUCCAGACACUGCCAUUAUUCCAAAACAUUGGUUUUCUUUUGUUUCCAAAACACAGAUACCAGAUUACAAAGAUCAACAUGCAGAUUUUGUUGGCUUCUUCAGCAAGCUUAUCAACUGCACGAAAAAAGAUAGUGAACCAUACCUGUUGUUGAUACUAAAAAAUGAUUCCGGUGAAGACAUUGCAAUAAGUUUAUGGAAGGAAUUCACCAGUGUGUCUUCAAAGUUUGAUCGUGUUGUUCUCGAAAAUGCUCCUGCACCUGUCAUAGUCGCCAUAACCAGCAUAAAGAUCUCUACUUACGCAGGAGCACUACGACUUGGAACAAGUAGUGCUACUCAUCUAUACAUCAACCCACCAAUUCCAGAAAUGAAACUACUAAUGGACAGUUACAAUACAUUACCUGAGGUACCUGUUUUUUUAGAUCCUCCAAUACAAUUGUCGAAAAUACUCGACAAAAGUCAUUCUGAUCUUUCGGACAGAACUCUUACGACAAAGGCUUGCAUAAUUGAAUAUAUCUUCUCAGACUCUUGGUACCAUGUUCAAUGUCCGAAAUGCAAAAAUACAACUUUCAAACAAGGGAAAAACUGGUUUUGUCCAUCAGAUGGAAUACUUGAGUCUCCAUGUAGCACGUUUAAAUUGAAUGCAGUUAUUAAAGAUGAAAGUCAUUCCAUGACUGUUGUGCUGUCUGAUAAUGCAACACAGGAAUUACUAGGCACAACAGCAGAUAACCUCAGAUCAGACAACAACACAGAUGACAGAAAGGAAGUACCACCAAUUGCUAUCUCUUUACUAGGAACUCCAAGAAAAAUGAAAAUUCGCAUGACAAAUACAUCAAAGGACAACAACAUUCGAUUCAUUGUUACAAAUAUCGAAAAAAUGCCUUCUGAAGUACCACCUUCCAUGACAACACCACCUCCUGAUCGUCCAACUUCUUCAAAAAAUACUAAUGAAGAAAGUGCUCAGAACUACCAACAGAGUAAACAAAAUGUUAGAAGAUCACUUCCGUUUGAAAAUCCAGUUACUACAAAACGAAAAGCCGCCCGUAAAAUGGAAUAG
Molecule: messenger RNA, 4893 nt
Organism: Lactuca saligna
Lineage: Eukaryota; Viridiplantae; Streptophyta; Magnoliopsida; Asterales; Asteraceae
Source: the annotation of a GenBank genome assembly